AUGGAAGAAUUCAACCAAACAUCUCCGGAAAGGUUCAUCCUCCUUGGUCUAUCUAACAUCCCAUCACUCCAGACAUUAUGCAUCCUUGUGUUUCCUUUGAUGUACAUGAUCACGUUGUCAGGAAACCUUCUACUGAUCAUUGCGGUGAGGAUCAACCUAAAGCUACAGACCCCCAUGUACUUUUUCCUAUGCAACAUCUCCUUUAUUGACAUUGGUUUCUCAUCCACUAUUGUUCCCCUAAUUAUCAAAAACACUCUAGUCAAGGACAGAAGCAUCUCCUUGUUGGGAUGUGCAGUGCAAAUGUUUUUUCAUUUGGGUUUAGGAGGAACGGAGUGUGUUAUUCUAGCUGUCAUGGCGUACGACAGGUUUGCUGCCAUCUGCAGACCAUUGCACUAUAGCACCAUAAUGAAUAAAACGUUCUGUGUCGGUUUAGCUGCAGGGUCAUGGAGUAUUUGCUUCCUAAACUCCACCAUUCAUGUUGUCCUCACCUUCCAACUCCCCUACUGCAAGUCCCACCACGUCAACCACUUCUUCUGUGAGGUACCACCUUUCCUUCGUAUGUCCUGUAGAGACACUUUACUUAAUGAGAUAGGCAUGUACAUCUCCGCAGGAACUCUUGGCGUGUCUUCGUUUUGCUUGACACUUUUCUCAUAUGUCCACAUAAUAUCCACCAUUCUGAAGAUCCGUUCCUCACAAGGAAGACAUAAAGCUUUCUCCACAUGUGGUUCCCACCUAACUGUGGUGAUUCUCUACUAUGGGACAAUCCUUCUUAUGUAUCUGAGACCCCGCUCUACAUACUCUCCUGAACUAGACAAAACUCUGUCCAUCGUCUAUACAGUUGUGACACCAAUGAUGAACCCAAUGGUCUACAGUAUGAGGAAUAAGGAAGUCAAGAACACAGUUAAAAGAAUACUGUACACAUGA
Rana temporaria (common frog) is the source of this 924-nucleotide messenger RNA. Its product is annotated as olfactory receptor 5V1-like. Gene Ontology annotation, molecular function: G protein-coupled receptor activity; olfactory receptor activity. The transcript has a single exon. The record is from RefSeq and is a predicted model, not a curated record. NCBI's taxonomy places the organism in Eukaryota, Metazoa, Chordata, Amphibia, Anura, Ranidae. Gene Ontology annotation, cellular component: membrane. Gene Ontology annotation, biological process: G protein-coupled receptor signaling pathway. Bases 1 to 924 code for a protein of 307 amino acids.